Microcebus murinus (gray mouse lemur) is the source of this 1758-nucleotide messenger RNA. RefSeq names its product keratin 78 (gene KRT78). Gene Ontology annotation, molecular function: structural constituent of skin epidermis. NCBI's taxonomy places the organism in Eukaryota, Metazoa, Chordata, Mammalia, Primates, Cheirogaleidae. Gene Ontology annotation, cellular component: keratin filament. The record is from RefSeq and is a predicted model, not a curated record. Gene Ontology annotation, biological process: keratinization; intermediate filament organization.
UCACACACCUUGGCAAUUCGUCUAUCUGCAGCCGUGCGACUGCCUGUCUCUGCCAUGUCUCUCUCCCCGUGCCGGGCCCAGAGGGGCUUCAGCGCUCGCUCAGCCUGUUCUGGGCGCUCAGGGGGCCGCAGCAGGGGCACCUUCAGCAGCAGGAGCCUCAGUUCCUCCAGGGGGUGCCCUGGGGGAUCUCGUGGGAGGACCUGGGGGUCAGGAGGAAGGCUGGGGGUGCGGUCUGGGGAGGGGAGUGGCAGGUCUGGGUUUUCCCUGUGCCCUCCGGGGGGCAUCCAAGAAGUGACUAUCAACCCGAAUCUGCUGACCCCAUUGAAGAUUGAGAUUGACCCCCAGUUCCAGGUGGUGCGGACACAGGAGACCCAAGAGAUCAGAACUCUCAACAACCAGUUCGCUUCCUUCAUUGACAAGGUGCGGUUCCUGGAGCAGCAGAACAAGGUUCUGGAGACCAAGUGGCACCUGCUGCAGCAGCAGGGCGUGAGUGGCAGCCCCCAGGACCUGCAGCCUGCCUUUGAGGCCUACGUGGCCCAGCUCAGGAAGCAGCUGGAGCAGCUCCAGAGGGACCGAGGGGCCCUGGAUGCUGAGCGGAAAGCCUGCCAGGACCAGGAGGAGGAGUACAAGGCCAAGUAUGAGGAGGAGGCCCACAAGCACGCCACGGCUGAGAAUGACUUUGUGGUCCUCAAGAAGGAUGUGGAUGGAGUUUUCCUGAGCAAGAUGGAGUUGGAAGGCAAGCUGGCGGCUUUGAGAGAGCACAUCUGCUUCUUGAAGCGUCUGUAUGGAGAAGAGCUGGGCCAGCUCCAGACCCAGGUCAGCGACACGUCUGUGGUGCUGUCCAUGGACAACAACCGCUGCCUGGACUUCAGCGACAUCAUCGCCCAGGUCCGCGCCCGGUACGAGCAGAUCACCCAGACCAGCAAGGCCGAGGUGGAGGCGCUGUACCAGACCAAGUACCAGGAGCUUCAGGUGUCUGCCCAGCUUCAUGGGGACAGCAUGAAGGAAACCAAAGUCCAGAUCUCCCAGCUACACCAGGAGAUUCAGAGGCUACAAAGUCAGAUCGAGAACCUCAAGAAGCAGAACGCUGACUUGCAGGCCGCCAUUGCCAGUGCCGAGCAGCGCGGGGAGGCAGCCCUCAAGGACGCGCAGGCCAAGCUGGACGAGCUGGAGGCUGCUCUGAGAGCGGCCAAGCAGGAGCUGGCCCGGCUGCUGCGCGACUACCAGGAGCUGAUGAGCACGAAGCUGGCCCUGGACGUGGAGAUCGCCACCUACCGCAGGCUGCUGGAGGGCGAGGAGUGCAGGAUGUCUGGGGAGUGCACCAGCCAGGUCACUGUCUCUGUCGUAGGAGGCAGCACCGUCGUGUCUGGAGGAGCUGGUGGAAGCCUGGGGGGCUGUAGUGGACUCGGAGGCGGGAAAGGCAGCUUUGGGUCCUACUGCUCUAGCAUCGUGACUGGAGGCUCCAGCGCCAUCCUGGGCUCCAAGGAGGGGCCUGUGUGGGGGUCUUGCUCUGUGUCUGGCUCUGGCUCCGGCUCUAGCUGCCGCACCAUCCUGAAGAAGACAGUCGAGUCAAGUCUAAAGACGUCCAUCACGUAUUGAGUGACCCUGUAGCCACCUCCUUCCUGAGCCUGCUCAGCCUGCUCCCACCCCGGCACCCGGCUCUGCAGGGCCAACUCUGCGUCCCCUGCCCACAGCCCAAGCCAGCCCACAGGGGACUCUGUAAAGGUCAAUAAAGUGGCCCUGCUGGGUGUUCUGAGC